GAGCAUCAGCGCGGUGAACUCCAACCGCGCUGUCGUGCUGGAGCAAAAGAGGAAACGAUUUCUCCAACCGGUUAUUACUCCAUCUCUUCAACGCUGAACGAAUACAAUCUACAGUGUAGUUGCAUCACACACUCCAAACGUUUUUCUUAGAGCCCCGAAAUAAGGGGGGUUUUGGUGAAAAAAACCAAAACUUCUGCGAAUGCCGGACGGGCGAUGUGCCGAUGGCCGAGGGGGGCCGUCUGUGGGGCUGCGGCCACUGGCGGAGGGGCGGUGGACUCCUCUCUAGGGCACGCACCGGGAGGCGCUUCGCCCCGGCGCUGACCCGCCUCCCGCGGCGGCCGGACUCGGGGGCGCCGGGCGGGCGGUCUAGGGUGGCGGCGAGCCCGGUGGGGGGCUGCCGCUCCUGCUCCCGCCCCUGCUCCCGCCCCGUGAGGGCGGCGCGCUGUUGACAGCGUCACCUGCCGGGCCCCACCGGCCCCUCCGAGCGGCGACUCCCGGCGGACGCCCCGGCGAGGCGAGACGCGCCGCGGGGGGAGCGCUUAGGGGCGCGGCACGGCGGGGCGGGACGGGGCGGGCUCUUCCGCCCGGAGCAUCGGGCAGGGCUUGGCGGUGGCUGGAUGAGAGCCCAUCCCCGCCGGGCACCGCCGUGCUCGCCACCCGCCCGCUGGCUCUGGAAGAAGGACGGCAGAGCAUGCCAGCGGCAGGGCGGUUCCGCAGGGACUGACAUGCUGCUGAAGGAGGGAGGGCGCCAGCCCCUCCGCCUCUCCCCGCGGUAACGGAGGCGAUGCUGCAGAGCUCUCCCCGGGCUCUCCCGCAGGCGCCAGGCUAUCGCCCUCAGCACCCGCGCUCGCUGCCGUGAGCGGCGCGGUCCCGGCCGGGCAGGGGCGACGGGCGGCGCGGGCCCGCACCCUCCUCGGGGCGGCGGCGGCUGCGAGGGGAGGCGCUGCCCGCGCCCGCGGGGCCCCGCACGGCGGGCGGCUCCGCUCGGCCCAUGCGUGUGCAUGAUCUCUGCACCGAGCGGGCGCAGGAAGCGCCCCCGCUCCGCCGCCUCCAUCUUCCAGGACAGCAGGACCUCGCCGCACGGCCGCGACAGUGAACGGCGGGGCAGCGGCUCCGACAGCGCCUACCAGACCCAGAGAGCCCUGGAUGACUGCAAGAUGCUUGUCCAGGAGUUCAAUACCCAGGUGGCUCUAUAUCGAGAGCUGGUCAUUUCUAUUGGGGAUGUCUCAGUCACCUGUCCGUCUCUGCAUGCGGAAAUGCACAAAACUCGAACCCGAGGAUGUGAGAUGGCCUAUCAGGCUCACCAAAAACUAUCAGCAAUUUCUGGCCCGGAAGAUGGUGAAAUUCAUCCUGAAAUCUGCAGACUAUACAUCCAGUUACAGUGUUGCUUAGAAAUGUACACAACGGAAAUGCUUAAGUCCAUAUGUCUGCUAGGAUCACUGCAGUUUCAUCGGAAAGGAAAAGAACCUGGUGCCCCACCCAAGAUCCUAGAUACUAAAGUGGAGGAGAGCUCCGAAGUACCCUUUUUAGAAGACACAUCAUCAUCACCAACAGAUAUUCAACAGCAUUUAUGGCAGGUUUCCACAGAUAUUGAAAACACUGAAAGAGAUAUUAGAGAAAUGAAAAACCUUUUAAGUAAACUCAGGGAGACUAUGCCUUUACCACUGAAAAAUCAAGAUGAUAGCAGCCUCCUAAACUUGACUCCAUAUCCAUUGGUAAGAAGACGGAAGCGAAGAUUCUUUGGACUGUGUUGUCUUGUCUCAAGUUAGAAGAUUAAGCACAGAAGCACCAAGAAAAUCGCAACUUUGAUUAAACCACUAUUAUUUGACCACUGAAAGAUGAACAUUGCUACUCUUGAUUAUAAAGUACAUUUUCUACACUAGCCUAUUCCUUUUUCUCUUCUGCUCCAUCCCCCUUUUCAAAAUAAGAGUUUUAAUAGUUUAAAGUUAUGGUGGUCAUAAAAGAGCUGAGGAAUAGAUCUAGCAUAACUAAGAAUGUUUUUAAAACUUUUUAAAGUAUGUUUUGCAUGCUUAUUUUCAACCACUCAAAGACAUAUGAAUUAUGGUUAAUAGAUAACUUUAAAGGGGAUUUUUAGUGUUUGAACUGCAGCUAAAAGUUUGUGCAUAGUACAGUACUCUUAUUAGUAUCAUAUUAAAAUACUUGAUAAUAUUCUAACAGUCUUUACGCGUAGAAAACUAUUUAACAGCAAAAGUAUUAAAGUUCUAAAACAUUUAAACAACAUUGUAACAGAAUUUGCACAAAACCUCCAGUUGCUUUUUGUGCUCUCAUUCAUAUUUAGUCUUCCACUAUAUCUCAAUUUAAAAGCUUCAUAGAAAAAUAUCUUAAUUUAUGACAUACAAACCGUAUAUGAAAAUACUUAGAACUUGUAAAUACAGAGAAAUCAUAAUACCUACACACUGUACAAUGCAUAGAAGCAACAGAUUUCCUUUUAAGCUGAUAGUAUCUCUACAAGCUUUUUGGGGGGGAGAAAUAAAUAAUUUAUUAAAAGAAGAGUAUUAAAAAAAACCCAACAAUGUAAAACACAACACCAACCCAUUUUGUUUUCAAUAGAAUUCAAAGCAUGGUGUCUGCAUAUAACUAAGCAUUAAUUCUUAUAGGGCAUGCCAGAAUUAUCUGAGACUGUAAGAUAUUAAACGUUUUACAUUGUUAAUAAAGUUUUUUAUUUAACUUAAAUGUUGUCUUGUUUCUAGUUAUAUUGCCAGAAUAUGUCUUUUUUUCUAAUUUUGUUUUGACUACUACGCAAAGUUUUGGUCAUUUUUCCAUUUUAAGAAGUAUAUUUAUAAAGACAGAUAAAAAAUUAUGAUGAAUAUGUAAAUGCUAAAAUGACAGCUAGUAGCAGCAGUAGAUAUUAAUAGGUCAUACUUACUGUACUGAUACUUUAGGAUGAUAGGCAAGACACCAGCACUAAUCUCAUGCUAGACUGUAAUGCUAUGAAGCCCAUAACAAUCUGUAACGACGGUACAAAGCAGGUCACCAUAACCUUGUUAGUAAUACAUGAAGAAGGUGACUGUGAGCUGUUCUGCCAUUCCACCAUGACCCAGCAUAACCCAGAACCAAAUUCUUUUUUCCUGCGUAAGGGCAUAGUGAUGGGUAGACAGGUAUUAUUUUCUUGCCACAGGUAACACCUAUGCCGUUAAAUUCUCCAUCGGACUUUUUUGGUAGGAUAUUAGUAUGCUACCCAAAGCAGUUUGUUCAGUUUUUUCGGGAUAUCUAUUAAUUGAACCUACAAAGUUUGAUCUGACUGAUUUUUCUACCAAGUUUUUCUCCUGAAAUGCUGUUUGCUAAGAAAGGAAGGAAACACCCACAUCAUCAGAAAUAUUAGUGUAUCGUCUAUAGCAAGGACCAAAAAUUCAGAUCUAAUUCCCAAUUAGAGAAGGCAGGAACUUUUUUUCCUAAAAGAGCCACACUGCUCCUGUUUUAGACAUUCAUGUAACCGAGCUUCCAGCAUUUCUCUGGAAGGACAUUUUUUUUUUUCAGUCAGAUAAACCAGAGUGUUUCGGGUUUUUUCCAUGUUGGACUGAUCUGUUCACCUUUCACCUUUCAGUACCCCAGACAGAAAAUAUAUUUUUUUUAUACUUGGGCCCCCAAAUAAAUACUUUAAAUGCAACAAGGGCAAAUAAAUCUAAAAUGCCCUUAUGGAAAUUGUGUCUUUUCAUGCAUGACUAUACUCUUUAAAUAGCACAGAAAAAGGUAACUUCAGUAUCUUACAAGACGUCAGGUCACAAAUUAUUCAUGGCAUUUAACAUGGGGAGAUCCCUAAAACUCAAAAAACUGUGCUUGUGAGCAUGAAUGCAUUUUUAAGAAGAAUGGAAUCAAAGUCCACAGCAUGACGUUUUUUCAAAGUUAUUUCUUUGACAUUUUCCUCACAUCCCUCAUGAACUAUGUCCACACUAAUCAGAUCCAAGUUCCCUGUAAUUGGUUAAAGUACGUCCAAAAGAUGGCAGCACUAACAGGUUUUCAUUAAAAGUCUACAAACCAAUACGCUUGCUCUGUGGCUCCAUCCCCACAGAUAGGCUUGGUUUUUCAAAUGUUAAAACUUUGGAAAAAUUACUCCUGAUGUCUUAUGGCUAUUAAAAAUAUUGCCUGGGAAAACGAUCUGUAAUUACAAUUAACAAAUUAAUUUUGGUUUAGCAUAAGUUAAAUAACCAGACUGAUACUACUUUAUUAAUUCUGAAGACAUUAAUGCCAAAAAAACAGUGUAUGAACACACAACUGAAUAUGCAGUGAUGCUACAAGAGAAAAAGAGCAAAAGAAAAUGUCACACAAGAGUUCUUUUAAAAUCUUGUUAUAUUGGUACGCACAGAAAUUGGUGCACACACUGUAUGAAGUCAGUAUGAUGCCUUUUUCCAACAACUAGUCGCAAAGGAAGAUGGGCAGAUUAAGCAGGAAGUGUCUAGUGCAGUACCCACCCACGUAUCAUCACAUGGAAGUUAACAUGCCAAGUUACAUGAAGCUCAUGUCUCUGUAUUUUUACUGCAUCUAUUGUAAUGGAAUAUACAUUAGUGACACAAAUGUAUACAUGUUAAUUAAUUUUGCAAAGCUUUUGACAUCACAAUGAGUUGCACAAAUUUAGCACAUUCUGUGAAAGAAACAGAUCUACCUAUAUUGUCUUUAAAGUCCCUUUUGGUUGUUUUAAAAGUGUACAGUAAUAUGCACAUCCUUGUACCUCUUGUUAUUCUGGAAAAAUUAGUUGUGUCUCUUCUUCCUGAACUAAAGACUAAUAAAAUUUCAGUCUUUGCUCA
Strigops habroptila (Kakapo) is the source of this 4763-nucleotide messenger RNA. It is a transcript of the gene RGS7BP, whose product is annotated as regulator of G protein signaling 7 binding protein. Lineage: Eukaryota; Metazoa; Chordata; Aves; Psittaciformes; Psittacidae. The transcript has 6 exons. The record is from RefSeq and is a predicted model, not a curated record. Gene Ontology annotation, biological process: G protein-coupled receptor signaling pathway. Gene Ontology annotation, cellular component: nucleus; neuron projection; postsynapse. Bases 1002 to 1769 code for a protein of 255 amino acids.